GCUCCGCCCCAAAAGCAAGCAAACGGCGGCCAUGACACUUUCUCCUCAUCGGAUCAUUGUUUACAUCAAACGGAGUGUUACAGAGGAAGUAUCUUUUAUAAGGUUGAAUGAAAUGGAUUGUAAUCUUAUUGCUACAUCUGUGAAGUUGUAAGAAGAAUGGAAAAGCGAAUUGAAAACAUUAUACAGUUCUAUCUCUGCAGUCAUCUACCUAUGAUGCCCGUUGUAUUGGUUCGGUAUCGGUAACUACCGGUACAAUCAGCGGCCACUUGUCUGCAUUUUCAAUACUGUUUUUACAAUCGUGUCUAUUUGAAUGUAACUAUCGCUUAUAUUCGUGCUUUGUUGUAUGUUGUAAGACGUCUGUGAAGUUGUGAAAUCGUGUGAAGGUGAUGCAGGCUACAGUUCAGUAACUUUAACAUGCUACUGGACAGUAGUUUAUUUUCGCUUCCAGUGUUUAACACAGUUUGAUUCAACAUGUAUCAGUCAUGGAUUAGCUAAUACAUGCAUUAUGUUUUCUAGUUUAAUGGUGUGAUAAUCGCGAUAUUUGCCUUGCAUUUCAAUCUACACAUGAAUAUGGUUCUGUAAUGUAAGGUUGGCUAUUCUGUUCCCUUGACAUUCUGCAAGCAUGAAUUCUUUACACUAAUGGAAGAUAUGUGUUCAUCAUACUAGUUGGCAAUGUAUUGAAGGAUACACAACUCUCCAUAGAUGCAGUGUGGACUUUUUACAGAUGAAACCCCUUCCAUUAUGACACUCCCUUCCUGUAUCUGUCAUAAAGGCCAAUGCAUUCUUUGUCCUUUAGUUACACAACUAAAUCUAGUAGCUGUCACUUACCUUUCAUGCUGUAGGUCUGCUCUCAUGGUGCUGAGAAUGCUUAGUACUGUAUCUGUCACUUACCUUUCAUGCUGUAGGUCUGCUCUCAUGGUGCUGAGAAUGCUUAGUACUGUAUCUGUCACUUACCUUUCAUGCUGUAGGUCUGCUCUCAUGGUGCUGAGAAUGCUUAGUACUGUAUCUGUCACUUACCUUUCAUGCUGUAGGUCUGCUCUCAUGGUGCUGAGAAUGCUUAGUACUGUAUCUGUCAUGUAUGUAUUCUCUGUAUGUAUUAGGUAUGAACCCUUGGACAUACUGGUACCUCCUGCAAUCCCUCCUGCCUCACGUCUGGCCCCUGUCCCUGAUGAUCUACCCCAGGCCCUCUUGUAUUCACCCCAGGCUUCUGAACUUGCCCCAGUGUGGUGAAGACCAGAAGAGGGUGAUGUCCUUCCUGCCUCUCUCUCGCUCUCCCUUAAACACAGCUGGUGAUUCCAGAGAUGUGGAGGUCAUCUCUCAACAAGAAGCAGCAGCAGUGGAUUGACCAGACACUGUUUACCAGGAGCCUCCUACAGAGCUCACAGUUCAUCACUGUCCUUUCCCUGGUGGGGAGAAGACCAGAAGAGGGUGAUGUCCUUCCUGUCUCCAAGGCCUGCCUCAGAAUGUGCUGGGUGGAGAACUUCAGUGUUGUUCCACAGUGCAAGACGUUCUUCCUGGAGGGGACAACUCCAAAUCUCCCAGGUAUUUUGGUUGGUGGGACAGUCCAGAACCAGAACCGCUACAAGCCGAUCUGCCAGUUGUACAAAACAAUCUACAGGUUUGCAACUCUCUACGACACGACCAACAAGAUCCCUGUGUUCUCAGCCUACACCUUCACUGGUCCUGGGGGCAGGAGACAAAGUCAGUCCUGGAAGAUAGAGCCUCAGCUUGAAAGUAUAGAUGUAGAAGAGAUGACAACCCAACAUGGGGCGAGGGUCAUCCAUCAAGCUGUGGACGCAGACUACAAUGCAAGAAUAAGUAGCAUGGAUCUGGACAGAGGUCACUUUUUCCCAUGUUCGCACGCACCUGAUGAUGAUACCAUGGCUUCCACUUUCACGCUGACAAACGCCGUUCCCCAGGAACGUGGCUUCAACCGAGGCAGAUGGAAGACAAUGGAGUGCAGAGUUAGAACGGCUCUUGAGCUUAACUGUAAGGAUAACAACAACAAGAUAAAAGCCUAUGUGGUGACUGGAGCCGUGCCCAGCAGCAGCAACAAACUGAACAACAGAGUGAACAUCCCAGAUCUCAUGUGGACAGCCUUCUGCUGUUACAACAACAACCUGAAUCAGUGGGUGGCCCAAGCACACUGGGGUGAGAACCAAAAGGAGGACAAGGGGAAAACAUUGAAACCGGAAACCUUGGAAGCACUCGAAGGCAAGUUGAACCAAAUCUACAAUGUCGGAGUCAAGGUGUUUGACAAUAAAUGUCCGAGAAAGUUUGUAUUAGAGGACAAGACAGGGAGGAACUUAGAGGCUGUAGAAGAGGUUGAGCCGGGAAAAAGAGGGUCAGGGAAGGGAGUGGAGAGGGAACAUAAAGAUGGCAAGAGUAUCAGGGGAGUUAAAGGAUUUUGA
Oncorhynchus masou masou (cherry salmon) is the source of this 2411-nucleotide messenger RNA. RefSeq names its product endonuclease domain-containing 1 protein-like. Gene Ontology annotation, molecular function: hydrolase activity; nucleic acid binding; metal ion binding. The coding region runs from base 1302 to 2411 and encodes 369 amino acids. NCBI's taxonomy places the organism in Eukaryota, Metazoa, Chordata, Actinopteri, Salmoniformes, Salmonidae. The record is from RefSeq and is a predicted model, not a curated record. The transcript has 3 exons.